AUGAACGGCGAUACAUUUUUCGAUUGGUUUCGGACUUUUUUGCCCAUGCUAAAAGAUAGGGCCGUAAUUAUUAUGGACAAUGCUCCUUACCACAGCAAAAAAAUUGAAAAAUAUCCCAACAUGCAGUGGAGAAAAAAUGAAAUAAUUACGUGGCUGGUGGGUAAGGCGGAAAAAGUGGAGCAACAUUUCGUGAAGGCGCAGGUAAUAGAGCUCUCUCAAAAGUAUAAGAGAAAUUAUGUUAUAGAUGAGUACGCCAAGCAACAUGGCCACAAUGUGCUCCGACUUCCUCCUUACCACUGUGAGUUGAACCCCAUCGAAUUAGCAUGGGCAAAUAUUAAAGAUUACGUGAGGGCGCGGAACACCACGUAUAAAUUACGUGAUGUUCAGCGCCUAGUAUACGAAGCAAUCGAAAAUGUAUCGCUGGAGAUGUGGCAGAAUUUUAUUCGCCAUGUAACAGAGGAGGAAAAUAGAUUCCGCCAGUUGGACCACAUCACCGACUCGAUGUUCGAUGAAAGGGCCGAAAGGGUGAAGCGGUCGGAUUCUGAAUCGGACUCCGACUCCGACUCCGAUUAG
Molecule: messenger RNA, 573 nt
Organism: Hylaeus volcanicus
Lineage: Eukaryota; Metazoa; Arthropoda; Insecta; Hymenoptera; Colletidae
Exons: 1
Coding region: 1-573 (190 amino acids)
Molecular function (GO): nucleic acid binding
Source: RefSeq, a predicted model, not a curated record